AUGUCGCUCCCAUUUGCUUUGAAUUCGAAUACAAACGUAUUAAAUCAAGCUCAACAAAAUGAAAACAUCAACAAAAGGCAGAACGUUACUCAAAAGCAUGAAGAGCGUUUGAACUGUCUGCCGAAAAGUCACCCGAUUUUGAGAGACAUUCGCACGGUUUAUCAAAAGGCAAACUUUUCGGUGCCGGGACAUUAUGAAAUUAUACAAAUCUUGGGCAAAGGCUCCUAUGGAGUCGUCGUUUCGGCUGUUGACAAAAGAGAUCCCAGUCUUCUAAGUCGACUUGCCAUAAAAAAAGUGACCAACGUUUUCAAUCGCGAAGUGCUCCUCAAAAGAGCUAUACGCGAACUGAAAUUUUUGAAUUUUUUUCGAGGUCAUAAGAACAUUGUCAGUUUGGUCGACUUAGAACUUGUUACAGCAAAACCAUAUGAAGGACUCUAUUGCUACCAGGAGCUUAUUGACUAUGAUCUUGCUCGUGUUAUUCAUUCCAGCGUUCAAUUUUCAGAAUUUCACAUAAGACACUUUUUGUAUCAAAUACUGUGCGGCCUCAAAUACAUCCACAGCGCUGAGGUGAUUCACAGGGACCUGAAACCCGGAAAUAUAUUGUGCACAAUUAAUGGGACCCUUAAAAUCUGUGAUUUUGGACUUGCACGUGGCGUUUCUCCUCUAUACACACAGACCAGCACUGGGGAGAUGUCAAUUACAAAUUACGUGGCAACCAGAUGGUAUCGUGCUCCAGAGUUGAUCUUAUCCUACAAGAAGUAUACAAAAGCAAUUGACAUGUGGGCAGUGGGGUGCAUUCUCGCCGAGUUUUACGGAAGAAAACCAGCAUUCAUGGGCCAGGAUUCCUUGCAUCAAGUGUCCGAAAUAAUGAGAUUCAUCGGCUCUCCCACGUACGAUGUCAUUAGUAAAUACGCUUCGACGCGAGCAUGGGAUUUUUUCGCUCAGCGGCCGCAGCAGAAGAAGUUGGCCUGGAAAAGUGUUUACACUUUCGCUUGUGACGAUGCCAUGUCCCUGCUUGAUGACUUGCUACAAUGGGACCCCGAUACGCGACCCACUGUUGAGCAAGCCAUUGCUCAUCCGUUUUUGUCUGAGGUGAGAAAUUUGAACGACGAGCCAACAUGUCCACACGGCCAUUUCGACUACUCUUAUGAGAAAGAGUUCACCUCUAUGAAGAAAAUAAGAGAUUGCAUUUCUCAGGAAGUAACAAUUUUCAACGCUACGAAGUGA
Molecule: messenger RNA, 1227 nt
Organism: Lachancea mirantina
Lineage: Eukaryota; Fungi; Ascomycota; Saccharomycetes; Saccharomycetales; Saccharomycetaceae
Source: the annotation of a GenBank genome assembly